This is a messenger RNA of Drosophila ficusphila, 2174 nucleotides long. It is a transcript of the gene Pgant35A, whose product is annotated as polypeptide N-acetylgalactosaminyltransferase 35A. The coding region runs from base 135 to 2048 and encodes 637 amino acids. Gene Ontology annotation, molecular function: Notch binding. The transcript has a single exon. The record is from RefSeq and is a predicted model, not a curated record. NCBI's taxonomy places the organism in Eukaryota, Metazoa, Arthropoda, Insecta, Diptera, Drosophilidae. Gene Ontology annotation, cellular component: Golgi apparatus. Gene Ontology annotation, biological process: regulation of Notch signaling pathway.
ACUUUAACGGGAAAAAAGCUAAGGUGGCGGGCCUGUGUUGUAUGCAAAUUGAAAUUAAUUUAUUCGGCUAUCAUGCUGACGAAAUAGCCAUUUAAUUGGCCAGCGGAAGAGGCAACGUAUUCGAAUCUCGACUCAUGAUGCAAAUCAAGCGCCUCCUGUGCAAGUCCUGUGGAUUGGGCACUCUGCUAGUGGCGGCCGUUUGGCUGCUGGCACUCCUUUUCUACUCGCACAGUUUGCGGAGCUCCAUUCGCUCGGCGGGAUGGAGGAUCAACGAAGGGAACGCCACUCCACGGGCUGAGUUGAGCUUUCAGGCAAGGGUAACCGUCGGAUGCACACCGAACGCCUCAAAGAAUUCGACGGCAAACAGGGAAUCCCCGGGAGAACCGAAUCAACCGAAUGAUCCCGAGCAACUGGAACUUCUGGGCGUGGUGCGCAACAAACAGGACAAGUAUAUCCGGGACAUAGGCUACAAGCACCACGCCUUCAAUGCCCUAGUGUCGAAUAACAUAGGACUCUACCGGCAGAUUCCUGACACCCGGCACAAAGUUUGCGAUCGUCAGGAGACCUCGCAAUCGGAGAACCUGCCCCAAGCCUCGAUAGUCAUGUGUUUCUACAACGAGCACAAGAUGACCCUGAUGCGGUCUAUCAAAACUGUGUUGGAGCGCACGCCCAGUUACCUUCUGCGAGAGAUUGUCCUGGUGGACGAUCACAGUGAUUUACCUGAACUGGAGUUCCAUUUGCACGGGGACCUGCGUGCCCGCCUCAAGUACGACAAUUUGCGAUACAUCAAAAACGAACAGCGCGAGGGACUUAUACGUUCGAGAGUGAUUGGAGCCCGAGAGGCUGUCGGCGAUGUCCUUGUCUUUUUGGACUCGCACAUCGAGGUUAAUCAGCAGUGGCUAGAGCCUCUACUUCGUCUCAUCCAGGCGGAAAACUCCACGCUAGCAGUGCCCGUCAUCGAUUUGAUCAACGCCGACACCUUUGAGUACACGCCGAGUCCUCUGGUGCGUGGAGGCUUCAACUGGGGCCUGCACUUCAGGUGGGAAAAUCUUCCCGAAGGAACGCUCAAAGUGGCGGAGGACUUUCGUGGACCCUUCCGCUCGCCCACAAUGGCUGGCGGUCUGUUUGCGGUGAACAGGAAGUACUUCCAGCACCUGGGCGAGUACGACAUGGCCAUGGAUAUUUGGGGAGGCGAGAAUAUAGAGAUAUCCUUCAGAGCCUGGCAGUGUGGAGGCGCCAUCAAGAUUGUCCCGUGUUCCCGCGUGGGACACAUAUUUCGAAAGCGUCGUCCGUACACCUCGCCAGAUGGAGCCAACACCAUGCUGAAGAACUCGCUGCGAUUGGCUCACGUUUGGAUGGAUCAGUACAAGGACUAUUACCUCAAGCACGAGAAGGUGCCCAGGACGUUUGACUACGGCGACAUUAGCGACCGUCUGAAGCUAAGGGAACGGCUGCAGUGCCGGGAUUUCGCCUGGUACCUAAAAAACGUUUAUCCGGAGUUGCAUGUACCUGGCGAGGAGUCCAAAAAGUCAGUGGCAGCGCCCAUGUUUCAGCCUUGGCACUCGCGAAAGAGGAACUACGUGGACACCUUCCAACUGCGCCUGGUGGAUACGGAACUCUGCGCCGCCGUGGUGGCUCCCAAGGUGAAGGGUUUCUGGAAGAAGGGCAGCUCCCUGCAACUGCAACCCUGCCAAAGGACACCCAACCAGUUGUGGUACGAGACAGAGAAAGCGGAGAUUGUGCUGGACAAGUUGCUUUGUUUGGAGGCCUCCGGUGAUGCCCUGGUCACAGUGAACAAGUGCCACGAGAUGCUGGGUGACCAACAGUGGCGGCACGCUCGCAAAUUCAACAGUCCCGUGUACAACAUGGCCAAGGGCACUUGUCUACGGGCUGCUGCUCCUGCGGAGGGAGCCCGUCUCAGCUUGGACUUGUGUUCCAAGGCGAACGGAGCUGGUGGAGCGUGGGACAUUGUGCAGCUUAAGAAGACGACGAAGGACGAGGAGGAGGACAAGGUCAAGGAUGCGAAGAAGGCGGACAAAGCGCUGUGAGCGGGUUGCCCUGCUGGCGUACUGCAAUAUUAGACUGAUAACUGUUUAGGGCGAAAGUGUAUUAUGUUUAAAUAGCCAGUAUUUUUUCACAACAUUUUUUUAAUAAAUAUAGAAAACAAAAUUUUA